Messenger RNA from Paraphaeosphaeria sporulosa, 1332 nucleotides. Its product is annotated as putative amino acid transporter. The record is from RefSeq and is a predicted model, not a curated record. Lineage: Eukaryota; Fungi; Ascomycota; Dothideomycetes; Pleosporales; Didymosphaeriaceae. The transcript is spliced from 4 exons. Gene Ontology annotation, cellular component: vacuolar membrane. Gene Ontology annotation, biological process: amino acid transmembrane transport. Bases 1 to 1332 code for a protein of 443 amino acids. Gene Ontology annotation, molecular function: amino acid transmembrane transporter activity.
AUGAGCAUCAGUGAUGACGUCUUUGGCGAGAUCACAGAAGACGGACCCAAUUACCGCAAUGUUGGCUGGAUGGGGACCGUUGUUAUCAUGAUCAAGACGCAGAUCGGUCUCGGUGUACUCUCCAUCCCCUCUGCUUUCGAUGCUCUGGGUCUCGUCCCGGGAGUGAUUUGCUUGUUGACGGCUGGAGGUAUGAUUACCUGGGGCAACUACGUGGUCGGACGAUUCAAGGAGCGACACCCCGAUGUCUACAGUAUCGUUGAUGUAGGCGAAAAACUUUUUGGAAAGAUUGGAAGAGAGGUGUUCAUGGUCUUGUUCUUGCUAUGGUGGAUCUGCGUCGCGGCAGCAGGAUAUUCAGGGAUUUCCACGGCUUUCAACGCCAUGUCGUUGCACGGCACUUGUACCGCAGUCUUCGUGGUCGUUGCUGCAAUCCUCGGCUUCCUGACCUCCAGCAUCCGGACACUGGGCAAGAUCUCGUGGCUCGCUUGGAUUGGCGUCAUUUCCAUUCUUGUUGCGCUGUUAACCCUAACCAUCGCCGUGGGUGUACAGGGACGACCUGCAGCUGCACCGCAGACUGGCGUAUACCAAUCUGAUUACAAACUUGUGGGCAAUCCGACUUUCAUCGAAGCGAUGAGCGCCAUCAACGGUUUCAUCUUCGCCUAUGCUGGAACUCCGGGCUUCUUCGCUAUCAUCUCUGAAAUGCGAGAACCAAAGGAUUAUAACAAGGCCAUGUUCACAUGUCAAGGUACAAUGACCGUUGUAUAUCUGAUCGUUGGGAUUGUAGUUUACUAUUUUUGCGGCUCAUUCGUCGCUUCUCCAGCUCUGGGGUCCGCUGGACCUCUCCUCAAGCGCGUUUGCUACGGUCUUGGGCUCCCCGGCCUUAUCGUCUCGACCUGUCUUGUUAGCCAUUUCCCGGCCAAGUACAUCUUCCUCCGCCUUUUGAAGGGUUCCAAGCAUCUUGUCUCUAACUCGAAGGUACAUUGGACGACGUGGCUAUCUUGCACUCUCGGCGUCACCAUCGUGGCCUACAUUAUCUGCUCCGCGGUGCCCAACUUCGGAAGUUUGAUCUCGUUGGUCGGAGCCUUGCUCGCCACCUUCAUGUCGCUACAGCCGCUGGGUAUGAUGUGGUUGUACGACAACUACAAGGGCCGCUCCAGGAAUUUCAGGUGGAUGGCCGGUGUCGCGAUCAGUCUCUUCGUCAUUCUUAUUGGUACCUUCAUUAUGGUUGCAGGAUCAUAUGCUGCAAUCGUCCAGAUCAUCGACGACUACAAGAGUGGGAGCUCCGGAGCAUGGUCGUGUGCGGACAACUCCAACUCCGCCGGUGGAGGCCACUAA